UGAGGUGGGUGGGCAUAUGUCUCCCGCUUUCUGUCUCUCUUUCUGCGCCAUAUAAGAGUGGAUCUGUGAUGGAGACCCCGUCACAUCGCAUUUCACUUUUACGCCGAGGAGAUGAGCACACGGAUAGUGAUCCCUAACCCGGCCAUGAAACUAAUAGUGCUCUUCACAGCUUCUCUUUCCUGGGCCUUUCAGCAACAAGCUGUGCCGCCAAAGUACCAGUACAGAGACCCUGUGACAUCCAACCUGUUACUUUGCGACCAGUGCCCUCCAGGCACAGCAGUGAAACAACACUGCACUGCCGACACCCCCACUGAGUGCCAGCCCUGUCCUGAGAGACACUUUGCUGAAAAUUGGCACUGGGGGGACACAUGCCAAUAUUGUACCUCGGUGUGUAAAGAGAGGCAGCUAGUGAAACAACAGUGCAACAGCACUCAUGACCAGCUGUGUGAGUGUGCUCCAGGUUUUCACCUAAAGGUGGAGUUCUGUAUUGGUCACACUGCCUGUCCACCCGGCUAUGGAGUGACAGCUUUAGGUACACCAGUGAGUGACACUGUGUGUGAACGUUGCCCUGAUGGUUAUUUCUCUACUGGCGGUUCCUCCACCGAGCCAUGUCAGCCCCAGAAAAACUGCUCAGAUUUGGGGCUGAAAACGCUGCAAUGGGGCACAUCCACUUCAGACACCCUCUGUGACUCUCAGGACAAAAAGCCAACACCGGACUGCUCACAUCAUCACACUCUGUGUCAUACUGAUGUGACUCUUUGUGAGGAGGCAGUCUUCCAGUCACUAGCAUCACUGCGGCUCUCCUCGAUGCCCCUGGAGCGACUGCUGGAGAGUCUCCCUGGACAGAAGGUGGAUCCUAAGAGCCUGGAGAGGCUGAAGAAAGCCUGCUCUCCCCAGCAGCAGGUCCUGCAACUGCUCCGACUCUGGAGGAAGCAAAACAAGGACCACGACAAGAUGUAUGGCAUCAUACAAGGUGUGAACCACUGUGAGAGAAAGGUCUCUCGCUGCAACCACCUAAAAAACCUGACCCUUGCUGAUCUGGUGAAAGUAACCAACAGUCUGCCAGGGAUAAAAAUUCAGGAACAGGAUGUCCAGGCUGUUGUCUCUUCCUGUCCAUCCAGGCUGUACAUCUUGCAGAUUCUCCACCUCUGGAAAACGGCAAACUACAACCUGGAUCUAGCAAAUAGUAUGUCUCAGAGUUUGAAGGUGCUGCGCAGUCAGGGGGCUCCACCAUAUCUGCUGAAAGGCCUCAAGAAGAUCAGCCGCAUCAUAGGGACCACCUCGGCUCCCAGGAUGUAUAAGAUGUUUGCUAACAUGCUCCAGCGGGAGUCGUGUUUUAAAGCUCAUAAGCAAUUAAAUGAAUGAGUCUGCAGCUUAACUAAAUACUAAUGCUCUGUUGAAUAGAGAACACAAAAAGACAUAGCAGACAUGAGUCAGAUAAGAGUGUAAAGGUGGAUUUAUACUCGCACAGCAUCUGCGUUUGCGUCACCUCCGUAGACGCUGUGUAGAUCCGCAGAGGCUUGACGCGCAACACUUCCAGACCUGACGUGUACCCUUGCUACGCAGACGGUUACACAGAGGUACUCCCUUGCGAUUGGUCACAAUCGAUCAUGUGUUGCCGCAUAUCUGGAUCUUCUCACUAAAUUUGUGUGGUAACCACCGUUUUUUAAAAAUCAAUAACCAGUGGAUCAAGUUGAUGACCCCCGUACGCUCAAGUGCAAGAGCAAACUCACCAGCGUCAGCUACGUCGUAGCCAACCGCACGCAGGCGCCGCACGAGUAUAAAUCCACCUUAACAUUUAAAAGCCAAUUAUAUCAAGCUAUGCAUUUAGACAUGUUUAUGUAUAAAUGUAACAUGGGAAGGUAAACUCAUCUUUGCCUCUCUAAAUUUCUAUUAAUAAUCAUUUUUAGAUUAAACAAGGUUACAAGGAAUGCUAAUAUCUGGAGGGGUUAUAUUCGCGCAGCGUUUGUGUGCGUUCGGCUAUGGGGUAGCUGAUGCUGGUGAGUUUGCUCUCGUACUCAAGCGUAUGGGGUACACGUCGUUUUGGUGUCGUGCUGCAGUUUCUUUCACAGAGCUAUGCGGCACCUACGAUGGUGACGCAGACGCUGCGCGAGUAUAAAUCCGCCUGGGAAGGGGGGGGUAUCACAUGCCUGGUGUAUUCACACUCCUGUUUUCCUGAUACCUUUUGACCAGAGUCUGUGAAGAAUUAAAUACUAUUUAAGAUGUAAAUAGGACAUUGUUUUAUGGAAGAUAGGCUGACAGAUUCUGUAUUUUUAUUAGUGCUUUCUCGCUGUUUGAGAACAAAGGUUUGAUUUCAUAAUGAAAUACAUAUAUUUUCUUUGACUGUGCAUUGUUGGUUUGUUUGUUUUGGACUGCUGAUUAGUAAAGCUCAUCUAUGUUUUUUUGCUUAUUUUCUUUUUGUGAGUUGUAAGAAUGUACAAAGGAGUGCAAUUGUUUGUUUGUUUUUUUUAUUUAAAAUAUAAUUUUACUUCCUGAACAUUUAAAAGCUUGUGUUUAUUACUUUUAUCAGAAAUACUGGAUUCCAAAUGCUGCAAGUUCAUGAACUGAUAUUUUAUUAUAUUUGGUUUUAUUACUUUUAUAUUAUAAAUGUAUGAUCUGUAUUAAAUGUAUGCCUGUCCUCUUUUUAAGCUGGUGUAACUAAGUUGUGAUGCCAAAUGAUCGUACUAAAUUCAUUUUGUAAAAAUGCUUUGUUUCCUUAAAAAUUAGCAAUGAAUGGUUUACUGUCAUUUGAAUCUCACCCAAAAGAAAAAAAAAGGGGGGGUGGUGACAUUCAAAAGGUUCUGGCUUCCUUUGACGUUAAAAAAAAAAAAGAAAAAACAAAAUGAACUGAUAGAGCUAACUCUAUGCUCAGGUACUGGUCAAGGUUAGAAAAAAUGAAC
Melanotaenia boesemani (Boeseman's rainbowfish) is the source of this 2900-nucleotide messenger RNA. Its product is annotated as tumor necrosis factor receptor superfamily member 11B-like. Gene Ontology annotation, molecular function: protein binding. The coding region runs from base 112 to 1365 and encodes 417 amino acids. The transcript is spliced from 6 exons. Lineage: Eukaryota; Metazoa; Chordata; Actinopteri; Atheriniformes; Melanotaeniidae. The record is from RefSeq and is a predicted model, not a curated record.